Molecule: messenger RNA, 4905 nt
Organism: Temnothorax curvispinosus
Lineage: Eukaryota; Metazoa; Arthropoda; Insecta; Hymenoptera; Formicidae
Exons: 3
Coding region: 1-522 (173 amino acids)
Source: RefSeq, a predicted model, not a curated record
AUGAUCACCGCGUUACCGGUACCUUCGGUGAAGGUCUUUCACAAGACCUACUACCAGGAGAAGAGCUCGCGGAUAGGAAACAGCCAGCCGGGUAGCCCGCUGGCGGAGAGCGAGGCGGUGCUAGAUAAGGAACCUCCGGAGUACUAUUUCUGCGGAAAGGUCAAUUCGCUGUACGUCGUCGUCGGCUCGCUGUUGCUGGGAGCGGUGGUGCUGGUCGUCGGUCUGGUUCAACUCGCGCCGGGCGCGGAGGCAGCCCGGAACUCGGCGGCCCUGAUCGCCACCGGAAGCGGCCUCCUCGUGAUAGGGGUGUUCCUCGCGCCCCUGCGAGCCGUCUGCAUCAGGAAGCAGAGCGCGGCCCAGAAGGACGGCACCCAUCAGCGCAGCGUCACCAGCAUAGACAUGCUGCUGGCCCAGCACAGGGACUUCACGGUCCUGACGCCCGACGAGCUCGAGGACCUCGUGGGCCGGCCGGCGUCCAACAAUCUGGAGAACAAGCCGCACCGGCAGGGCCACAACACCUAGGUACCGAUCGCCUCGAGGAGGGCACCGCCUUCCGCGUCGUCAUCGUCCCCGCCGUGCUCGAGCACCACCACGCCGCCGUCGUCCGCCGCGUCGCCGCCAGGACCAAGCUCCUCCAUUCUCUACACGCAUCGUUACGAUACGCGCGAGCAUAGUUUGGUUUAAAAUCGAUGUGCACAUCACACCCGCCGCCGUCAUUAGCGUUUAGGGCCGCAAGGGCCUCCUCACGCAAAUUUUCUAACGCGUGCACCGCGCAGCCGAGGGUCCCGCGAGUGGGACAAGGGUCUUUUCGGGAAGGGGGUAGGCUUAAAGAAACGUAAAACUCGUCGCCGCGAGCGAGGAGACUAGCCGAUGCACGACACGUAGAUUUCAUCGUUUCACCAAAAAUAUUCCGACGACGAUUCAGAGAGGCUUCGUUGAUUCAACCCGCCGUCGAGCCGAAUCACGUGUGCGAAACGGUUUUUACAGAUGCGUGUGUAUACGAAUUCGAAAUCUCAUAAGCGUCUUUGAGAAACAUAUGCUUUGUAUUUUACGUAUCGCUUGCACGUAUUUUGCAUUCUCUCGAGCGUAAAAAUUAAAUCUCCUGCGGAACACGCUCUUUUUCUGUUCUCCGGAAUGUGACUGUCAAGGAUACUUUCAAUUGCAAACGCUUUGCGGUUUGAUUACUGAAAUUUUAACAAUGAUAUUUCCACGCUGCAGAAAAAUAUAUACUUUAAUCUUUAAUAUCUCUAAAAAAAUGUUUUAGUCAAUCUGUAAUGACGGGUGUGUUAUUUUCUCAAAGACUAAAUUGUGUUCAAUUCACGAAUGAAUGAAGUACGAUACCGAGUAACUUCGUCGCGAAUCUUCAUCUCGAUUUAAGUAUAGAUACAUACAUAAAUAAAUAAAUAUAUAUAUAUAGCGUUGUAUAAGACACACUUACGAUAGGAUUUGAAAAUUUUCGCGAUUUGUUAUAGGGCGAUAAAGAGGAAAAGACGAGAUCGCGCGCGUAAAGAGGAUCUUCUCGCAAGUCUCGCGAAUACUUGUGUGUUCGUUAAAUAUUGAAAAAUGCCGUCUUAUACGGAGGUAUGCGCGAUAUGUAUAGCCCCGUGUCGACAGGCCACGUAUAAUGUCAAGAUCAUUUGCGGGAGGAAAGGGUAAAACGACACAAUAAAUCGGGAUUGGAUGAGUAACGACGAACCUCACGAGCAAUGAAACAUACCGAGAUCGAUAUAAUACGCUUGUACAAAGUGGCGUGCAAAAAGUGGGAAUCAGCAGAGCGGGUGUGCACGUUCGUAUGCGUGUGUGUGUGUAUGCAUUGAGUUUCAAAGUCCUCGGCAAAAAUUUGUGCGCCAGGCGCAAUUAGAUUUCUCUCACCUUCGAAACUUCUGAGCUUCUAAUUGUUCGUCCGGGAUACGGGACCUUGAUUUAUAAAUUCUCCGUCGAAAACGAGGUCGCCGCGAGGCCGCGAGAAUGCCCGAGUAUGCUGAUCUCUACCUUUUGCGCGAACCAUUAUAUAUAGACGCGGACGUUCAGGAUGGGUAUCGGAUAUCGAAUCAACAACGGUCUCUCUCUCCCUCUCUCUCUCUCGUUAGGGAAACGAGAAAUCUGAUAUUUAUCCUGGCCGCAGCGAGUUUAUCGAUCCCAUCUUUGAUAGAGCGUCUCCGGCUCGGGGGUUUCGAUUCUUUAGGGGGCGGAAGUUAUUAUUUCGUGGCCGAGAAUGAGAAAGUACGCGGAAAUUACGCCUAACGUAGAAAUAUAAAUCAAAAUACAUAGGAGACUAAUGGAUAAGUGAUUCCGAUCCGCAUUUAUUCACUUUGUACGCUAAAAGAGGGUAUCGUUUAGGUUUAUUCUUAAAAAUAUUCCGUAAGAUUAUUAUCGUAAAACAGGCAGAUUCUAACAUAUUCAUGCGUUUGACCAUUGCAAACGCAAUCUCGUCAGAUUGCACUGUUUAAUUGGGAAUUGACAAAUUGACACCCAACAAAAUACACUCGAUACGUGUCUGUUAUAGAAUUUACAAAAUCGGUUGAAACUUCGGUUGAAACUUUGGUUGAAAGUAACGAUAUUGUCUAAGUCUCGAGCUUCUUGUGUAAGGGUAUUAAUUUCGAGCGAGCGAAAUGCAGCUUCUCUCGAAGAGGAAACAUAUCUACCGAGACGGCUACGAGUAGAGAUAUAUUUUUAUCAUAUCAUUCUAGCGAAUACGCGCGAAGGAGGGAGACGGCGAUUAAGAGAUUAAAAAAAAACUGUCCACUGUUUAUCAAUUAAAAAAAAAAAGGUUUGCAUUCGCCGUAAGAUUCCUAUUGAAUGUUUGCCUUAAUUUCUGACGACUAUAGAGAUCGCCAUUAAACAUUAACAAUAAAUUCUAUUUGAGAAAUUCUAGUCGCGGGCGAGGGAAAAGCGCGGUUUAAUCAUAUUUUAAAGUUCAACCCUUAAAUUCGGUGUAUUCGAACACCGUUCGUCGCGCGACCGAGGGAGAAACCCUCGCCAGGAUAUCAUUUGCUGCGGUAGGACUUGAACGCGACCUUUUCGGGCGAGGUGCAACAGGAAGAGAUGAACCCGCGGAUAUAUUAUCAGUUAACAACAAUGAAAUGUUACAUUUGGAAGAGGAGCUCGGAAAUCCACCGGGUGAUUCCGCGUCUGAAAAAGUUAACACCACGGUGUUCCCAGUUGCACGAAAAGAUCGGACGUAAUUUUAAGAGAUUCAACGCACAGAAUUAGCCGUAAGCAUUUUUAUAAUGGUGUUCUAUGUAUAUUAAUACUAUUGCUAAUACUGUUACUCGUCACACUCACACAAACACGAACAAACGAACAAACAAACGAACAAACAAACAAACAAACAAACAAACUAACUAACUAACACACACACAGAAACACAGCCCGAUUGUGAUCCGGCCGCGAAUCGGUCGGCGGAAGUGUUCUUCGUACAUGUUGAAAUCAUCAUUCCUAGGACUGAAUAGUAAACACGCGCCUAGCCUUGUACAUAUACGAACGUUUGUAACGCGAGAACAAAACAGAAAAGAAGACAAACCGGGAUCGGUGAUGCAACUGAUCUUUUGAGACGAGAUUUGCCGAUUUUUAAUUAACGUUUAAAGCAGAUCGUGCGAAGAUCUUUCGCGGAAACAUCCGUCAGCCGCGAUUGCAGCGUUUCUCUAGAAUCAACGCAUCUCAUAAAUAUAUCGCCGGAUUUGUUUGACCGUGAAGAUAUAACGGUCGAUCUUCGGGAUGUUCGUUCCAACUAAAACAAGUUCGUUAUUUCCAGGAAACACGAUCGUCCGUUCGAUUGACGUAAAUUGAUGAUUAAUCGAGGAAAUUUUUAAUGGAAUUUCUUACGUUGGCGCUCUCGAAAGUGGAUUCAGCCACGUGUCAAUUUAAUUUUAUCGAGUUCCAACACGUGGACUCUAAAACGCCUAUGAGACUAGCCGAGACGCUGCAAUCGCGUCGCUGUCUCGCGUCGCACGAAGAAAAUAUCUCCGUAUCCGUGCUGCAUAUAAAAAUGCAUCGCUUAAUCUUAUGACGUAACAGUAUAAUAUCGUAUCGAGAAAGUUUUACCGGAUAAGACUUAGACUUUAAUAAGGUAGCGCGUAAAUGUAAGAGGAAUGUUAUAUCGUGAAGCGUUCGCGAUGACGCGGUCAUCAUUGUUGAGGCUGGCCGUCUUGGGGCGAGAUAAAAAGGGGAUGCGCGAUCUUUCGUUAUUUUAUUCCGUAUUGCUGCUGCAGUAACGCAUAGUUUUACUGCGAAAUUGCUAUUUAUAUACGAUAACGAUUAUAUGUAUAUAAUAUAUAUUAUAUAUAAUAUUAUGUUAUAUUAUAUAUUAUAAUAUUAUAUGUAUAUCGGUGAUGCGGUGUCAUACGUCAUAAUGUAUUCGAGUCACACGGGGUUUUCGACGUGAGGGGCACCGAACCCCAUCUAUCACUGCCAAAGAUUCAUCGUAAAGCAAGAAAUGCGGACGUCAAGGCAAUCACGAAGAACGUCGGCUAAAAACAGUAAAACCGCGGCUGCGUCAAUCGAAACCUCAACAAUAUGUUCCGCCAUUGUGAACAUGUCGAAGACAUUUUGCGUAUAGAACAGCUAUGAAAUAUACGAUAUAUUAUACAUUACAGAUAUUUUAUCGGGAACAUUUUGACUUGCUUAAAAAGUUGCGUUGAUCCGUAUAUUUUGUAAGCGAAGAUUAUCAAUAGCAGUUAUAUAUAAUAAAUAUUACUACUACGAUACCUAUGUCGCCGCGAUCAUUAAUUAUACCUCGAAUCUCCUCCUUCAAUCUCAGCAACACUAGAAAAAAAAUAUUAAAUAUAUAUUUAUAAAAUUAGUCCGUAUGAAAAUCUAUGAAAUUAAUCUAUAGGUCUAUAUCUAUAAAAAAAAGGCAAGAUUUGUCGCUCAAAAAUCGCGUGGAAACGCGGAAGCAAUAGGAAA